AUGGCUCCUGGUAAACCCCGCGCUGGGCGGUCCCUUGCAGACCAGCUCGCAGACCUUGAAGACCCAACUCCAAAGGACUUUGACCCCGAGGAUAUUGACCACGAUGAGCAGUCAAGUGGCGAGGAAGGGGCUGGAAAAGAGUCAGAUCUGAAUGCUGGCAGAGAGCACUAUCAAUCUGUGGGCAAAGGAAAACUUCGAAAGCAAGAGCUCAUCGAUCUGGGGAAGCAAUAUGCGGGCGCUCGCGUUAGCAGAGAUGACCUAGAUGCAGAGAGCGACGAUGAUCCAUUUGCGGCACGUACCGACGAUGAGCUUUCGUCCAGUCAGGACGAUGAUGGCGACUCCGCCUCGGGGUCCGAACCAGAGAGCACGGAGUUGCCAAGCGACGACGACUUGUCACAGUCCUCUCAUAAUGCGGAUGAGGAGGCGGAAGAUCUGGAUACGGAUGACGCCAAAAAUGACGAAGACGACGUACCCGAGGGUGGUGAGCUCGGGGCGCGGGCGACGGCCAGGCGCAACGGGCAAGGCCGCGUUGCCGGUGUUGUUGGCUUGGCUGUCCAUGAUCACAGCGGGCGCAAGCAAGGAGUCUCGGAUGAUCGAGAUGAGCUACGGCGGUUGAUGGCGUCAGACCAGAAGACCAUUGCGGCGACUAUCUCGCAAGCAGCCAAAGCAGAUGCGGCGAAAGGAAAGGCUGUUAAGGAGCAACGUACCACGUUUGAUGCACUCUUGAACACUAGGAUCAAGCUGCAGAAGGGCUUGGGAGCGAUGAAUGAGAUGGAUGGAGUGGUUGAGGAAGAGAUUGAUGGUGAUGGUGAGGGUGGUGAAGAAGACAAGAGAAACUCGGAGGCAAUCAAGUCUGCCGAGAAUGCCGCCCUUGCCCUUUGGUCUACGCUCGAAGAACUGCGUAUUGCUCUUGCCGAUGCCAAUUCUAAAGACGGGGCCAAAAAGCGCAAACGUCAAGAUCCAAUUAGCAAUUCUACUUCAACUACCUCGCUCUGGGAACGCAUGUCUAACCUGGAGUCCGAGUCCCUCGUUCACCGUCGAGCAGUCGUCGACAAGUGGUCCUCCAAGGUUCGCGGCACCGCGGGCUCCCUUCCCAAUGCCCGCGGGAAGCUGCUGGGCUCUGUUUCUGGUACUCAGACUAUCACCGCCGUCCUUGAUGCACAUGUUGCUACAGAAAUCGGUGAUCGUGCAAACAAACGUGCGCGCCAAACGACUGUCCCCAAUGGCUCCACCUCUAGCGGGCUUUCUGAACCCAUCUACGACGAUACCAUUUUCUAUCAAUCUCUGCUUCGCGAUCUUGUCGAGCAACGCAUGUCGUCCUCCGAAGCCAUGACCGGUGGCCUUGAUACCCUCCACCAGCUCCCAUCCCGCCUGCCCAUCCACCCCAUCACCGGUAUGCGCAACGAUAAGAACAGAAAAGACAACGUUGAUACGCGAGCCUCCAAGGGCCGCAAGAUGCGUUUCAAUGUCCAGGAGAAGUUGCAGAACUUCAUGGCCUCCGAAGACCGUGGCUCGUGGACAGUUCGAGCUCGAGAUGAGUUCUUCGCUUCUUUGCUCGGUAAAUCCGCGAGCGGCUUGCUGGGCGAAGAAGACGAGAGUGCCAGUGAUGCCGAGUCUGACGAAGAUCGCGAGGAAGGUGGAUUGCGUCUGUUCCGGAACUGA
Penicillium daleae is the source of this 1662-nucleotide messenger RNA. RefSeq names its product AATF family protein. The record is from RefSeq and is a predicted model, not a curated record. Gene Ontology annotation, cellular component: nucleolus; nucleus. Gene Ontology annotation, biological process: maturation of SSU-rRNA from tricistronic rRNA transcript (SSU-rRNA, 5.8S rRNA, LSU-rRNA). The coding region runs from base 1 to 1662 and encodes 553 amino acids. Lineage: Eukaryota; Fungi; Ascomycota; Eurotiomycetes; Eurotiales; Aspergillaceae. The transcript is spliced from 3 exons.